This is a messenger RNA of Erpetoichthys calabaricus (reedfish), 849 nucleotides long. RefSeq names its product upper zone of growth plate and cartilage matrix associated a (gene ucmaa). The record is from RefSeq and is a predicted model, not a curated record. The transcript has 5 exons. NCBI's taxonomy places the organism in Eukaryota, Metazoa, Chordata, Cladistia, Polypteriformes, Polypteridae. Gene Ontology annotation, biological process: embryonic skeletal system development; regulation of osteoblast differentiation. The coding region runs from base 178 to 594 and encodes 138 amino acids. Gene Ontology annotation, cellular component: extracellular matrix.
AGAGAUCCCGCACUAAAACGCUGGACGCUGCCCGUGAGCUGGGGCCUGCUGCCCCUCCCCUUAGCACGACAUUUCAGCUAUUUGCCUUCCUAACUGACACAUGAGGAAUUUCCAACCUGGACUUGCAGACUUGCCUCAUUCACCAUUGUUCUGAUCCUUUAGCUGGAGCUCAGCAAAAUGAACUGGAAGCGGGUCAUCCUCCUGUGUGCUUUUGCACUGGUUUUAAUUCUGGCAAUUGUUAAAGAAGCUGAAAGUGCAUCAGUGAGAGGGAAUCCAGCGGCGAGUAAAGAAAAACAGGAAGAAAUUAAAAAGGGGAUUUUCAUGCCAGAAGCUGAAGCGUCUAAGUUUUUUAAGCGACGUGCCAAGAGAUCCCCCAAAUCCAGAGACGAGAUGAAUGCAGAGAACAGACAAAGACUAGCUGCUGAUGAACGGAGAAGGGAGUAUUAUGAAGAACAGAGAAAUGAAUAUGAAAACUAUGUAGAGGAGGAACGUGAUGAGCAGUAUGAGAGAACCCGUGAAAAAACUGAACAAUGGCGUGAAUGGCACUAUGAUGGCCUCUACCCACCAUACGAGUACAAUCGUCACCAUGUUUAAAGUGGGCACUGACAGGAUUGCCUGAAAAGGACAAAAGACAUGAAAUAUAUAUUUGAUUGAUGUACCUUAUUUAAUAAUGCCAUGCCAAACUGGUCAGUUUUAAACUGAUGUCUUUUUUUUAUUCAGCUUUAUAUAGAUUUAGUCUUUGGGUUAUUACAUCAAAACCAAAAAAAUCUUUGUUACUAAAAUAUGAUAAAAAUGUGAUUUGUACAAAUGUAACGGUACUAUGAAUAUUGUAUCAUUAACUACUUUUUU